Apus apus (common swift) is the source of this 1680-nucleotide messenger RNA. Its product is annotated as basic proline-rich protein-like. The record is from RefSeq and is a predicted model, not a curated record. The coding region runs from base 1 to 1680 and encodes 559 amino acids. The transcript has 2 exons. NCBI's taxonomy places the organism in Eukaryota, Metazoa, Chordata, Aves, Apodiformes, Apodidae.
AUGGGACGGUGUGGGUGGAAAAGCCCCAUUUCUGGAAGCUGCGUCUCCAGGCAGCGGGAAUCACGGCGGAGACGCGUCUUUCCAUCAGGAGAGCCGGUCCCAGCCAGGCUGCGGGGCAGGACCCAGCCGGGCUGCGGGGCAGGACCCAGCCGGGCUGCGGGGCAGGACCCAGCCGGGAUGCUGCGGGGCAGGACCCAGCCGGGAUGCUGCGGGGCAGGACCCAGCCGGGAUGCUGCGGGGCAGGACCCAGCCGGGAUGCUGCGGGGCAGGACCAGCCGGGGCAGGACCAGCCGGGCUGCGGGGCAGGACCCAGCCGGGCUGCGGGGCAGGACCAGCCGGGGCAGGGCCAGCCGGGCUGCGGGGCAGGACCAGCCGGGCUGCGGGGCAGGACCAGCCGGGCUGUCACCACCAGCCCCGCAGCGCCGGCCCCGCCCUCGGCCGCGCGCCACCCUCACCUCAGCGCACCCCGCCGGCGCGCGCCCCCGCCCGCCCCCCAUUGGCUCCCCGCGCGGCGCCGCGCCCGCGCCCAUUGGCCGGCGCCGACCGAGGGCGGGGACAUGUGAACAAAGCGUGAUCAGCGCCUGCGGGCGGCGCGCGCUGCCCCAGCCGACCUUUCCCCCAGUUCCCCGCGCGGCCGCCCCCGCCCAGCCGGCAGGAAGGGGGGAAGCCCCCCCGGCCGCCCCGCCUCCCGGGGCCACGCGGGCGCGGGAACGCCCGGCCGGGGGAGCCGCCGCGCCUCGCAGCGGGCGGGGGCCGGGCGAGGGUCAGCGCCGCCACACCCGGCGCCUUCCGCCGCGGGGGAGCGGAGCGGAGCGGCGUCCCCGCGGGAAGCAACAGACCGGCUCCGCCCCGCCUGCCGGCCCCCGCGGCACCCACCCCCACCCGCUCGUUCCCCGCCUGCCGCCGCCGCGCCGGGACCCCCCGCCCGGCGCCCUUUUGCUGCUGCUGCUGCUGCCUGGCACAUGCAGCCGCGGAACCCGCCGCUGCCCCGCGCUGGGCACGCCCGGGCGUGCGGGCACCCGGGCUGUGCGUCGCCGGCCCGGCGGUGCCGACAGGUUCCCGGCAGCUCCUCCGCCUCCCCGCCUUCCCGCCGCUUUCCUUGCCCGCCCGCUCUGUCCGCGGGGUUCCCCCGCACCUUCCCCGCAGACCACCCAGCAGCCCCGGUGCCCCGGCCGCCGCUCGCCCCUCCCGCUGCCGCCUCAGGCCGAGCAACCUCCCGCGCCGCUGCCCCGGGUCCCCCGGCACCGCCGGCCGCCCCCGCGCGGCCCCCCGGGAUCCCCUCGCCGCGCCAUCCCCGGGGACCCCCUCCCCCCGGGGACCCCCCCGCGGGGCCGGUCACUCACCGCGGCCGCUGGCGGGAGCCGAGGUGCCCGGGGCGCGCGCCGCCGCCGCUCUCCGCGCGCGGCCGUUAUUCCCCUCUUUUUGUUCCCCGCGCAGGUGGCGGCGCCCCCGGCCCCGCGCGCUGCGGGGGGGGGGGGGCGGUGGGCGGGGCUCGCCGCCCGCCCCAGCCAAUCGCCGGCAAAGGUGUGUGAGGCGGCGGCCAAUGGGCGUCCGGCGCCCGCGCGUGAUCGGCGGCUGCCCCGCGGCGUGGCCAGGGUGUCAGCGCGGCGUUGCGUCAGGGUCCAGUAUUCUCUUUGUUACACUCUAUCCUUCUUCCCCUUGUCAGCAGUUCCCAAUUGA